AAAGGAGACUCUUCCAAUCCCACAGCUCCUUUGUACAAAACUGUAGCUGCCUCAUUAUACCAGUUUAUAUCAUCUGGAAGUAUAAUCAGGUCAGAUAGUGAGGCUAUGGAGAUGAACAAAACGUGUUCUUUGAAACGGGAAGAAGAAGAGUUCGAUUUUAAGUUGGUGAGAGAAAAAGGAUGUGAGUUGCUCAAUAUGCUGGAAACCACGGACUUUGAACUUCAUGUUCAGGAGCCCUUUUUCACAUAUCUUAAAAGUGGAGACAAAACCAUUGAAGGAAGGUGUGCUACCGAUCAAUACAAAAAAAUUGAAGUUGGAGCGUCAAUCCUUUUCAACAAAUGUUUACUUCUUCAGGUUCAGGAUCUUCAUUAUUAUGCUUCAUUUCGUGAGAUGCUUGAAGCAGAGCCUCUCUGUAAAGUACUUCCAGGAGUUGAAACCACAGAAGAAGGAGUUCAAGUUUAUAGAAAUUUCUACUCAGAGGAGAAGGAAAUGUCAAAUGGUGUUCUUGCUAUAUGCGUCAAGAAACCAAUGUGGCAGCCUUAUCUCUCAAUGGCCUCAAUAAUAUCGGUAAUUAUACCAUAUAUUCAACUGCUGUUAAAAAUGUAGUAAUAAACUGCCAUUCUGGCAAGCACAGGUGAACUUCACAUGGCGUUCAUGAUAACUUUUAAUUUCACAGAUUCACUUGUUGGAUGCAUUCAGUGAUGUGUGUGUAUUUGUAAUGAGAAAUGUUAUACGAGUAUAUACAACCAAUUUGUAUAACACACUGUAAAACAAGUUUCUUUGUACAACAGACAAGAUUUAUGUUAACAAGGUCAAGAGAUACUCUUGUCAUUGUGAUUUUAUGUUGUGAGACAGAGAGCAAAAAAAUUGUUGGUAAUGGGUAUUGGUAUUUUCUUCUUCUUUCUAGACAUAAAAUCAAACUCAUUUUUUCUCUAUGGAAAAAGUCAUGUAUGAUGGAAUUGUAAAUGUUUUAGAAUGUUUUUUCUUUAGUUCAAGUAUACUGUAUUUAUUAGCUCAUGGCAAUAUGGUCUUACCGCAACUUUGAAAGUUCAUUCAGGAUUUAAGCCUCGGAGGCCUUCAGAGCCUACUAGAUGUUUACACAUAGGUCGGAACAAUGCUGAUGAAUGCAGCCCCGACGUCAUUCUAAAACGGCUAAUCAUAUCAUAUCUGUUGCAGUUUUGCCUCAUAAACCUCCUUUCUGUGUUUGCUUUGUUGGAUAGACUAGGCUAAUUCCUAUGUAUUUUAUGUAUAAAAACUACAAUAUGAGCCAAGCCUGCUGUACCGGAUUGAGUUUUAAGUAAUACUCCAUACAUUGUUUUGUAGCAAUUUUUAUUUAUAUUUCAGAAAUAAAUGAGAAGGGGACAAAGUAAGAGGGGCUAGGCCGAAACCUCUUAUGAAAGGCAUCCCUUUCAGCAAUACAAAGUUAAAGUA
This is a messenger RNA of Cuscuta epithymum, 1431 nucleotides long. The record is from the annotation of a GenBank genome assembly. NCBI's taxonomy places the organism in Eukaryota, Viridiplantae, Streptophyta, Magnoliopsida, Solanales, Convolvulaceae.